AUGAGUGAUACAUUUAAAUUACGUUCAUUUUUUGAAAAUCAAAUAGAAAAAUUAUCAACACCAACAAAUACUCUUAUGGAUAAAGUUCGACAAACAGUUGAUAAUAUGAAAUCUUCAUUUACAUCAAUGAAUAGUACUGAACAAGAUACAUCUAUAACUGUAUCAACAAAUGAAGUAACAUUUAAUUUAUUUUCAUCAGAAUCAUUAUCAAGUUCAUCGACAUCAUCAAAUUCUAGUAAUACUCAUUUACAUGGUUCUCAUUUAAAUACAAUAUCACAUCUAAAAUCAUUAACUAAUCAAUUGUCACCUCGUCAAUCAGUUUUAAGACGUCAUGUAUCAGAAUCAAAUAAAUCUGAUGAAACAAUGCUUUCACCAAAAAUUUAUCACGAUAAUCCAAUAAUUAAUGUUCAAGGUUUAUUAAAUAAUAAUAAUAACAAUAAUAAUAAUAACAAUAAUAGUAUUAAUAAUAAUGCGAGAAUACAAAUUAUUAAUCAAUCACGUUCACUUAUUCGACAAUCAACAGAUACAACAUCAACAUUUCCAAUUCGACGUUCAAUACGCCGAAUGGAAUCAAUUGAAAUUCCAGGUUUAAAUGGUGUGAAAUCUAUUCGUUAUAUAAAUGAUAAUCUUGGUAAAUUAGAACCUAAUCUAUAUAACAAACCUAUACAAUCAAAUGAUCCAUCUUAUGAUUCAGGUAGUAUAACAUUUACACUUUUUUAUAAUCAAUCUUUAACAUCAUUAAUAAUAACAAUUUUAUCAAUUGAUCAUUUACCGUAUCGUAAUUUAAAUUCAAAAGUUUUACCUAAUCCAUUUAUAAAACUUUGUUUAUUACCUGAUCGUCGAAAAAAAUUUCAAACUAAAGUUUAUAAACAUGCACAAUCUGUACAAUUUAAUGAAACAUUUGAAUUUCAAAUAACAUAUAAACAAUUAUGUAAACGAACUUUAUUAUUUUCUGUAUAUGAUUUUCGUCGUUCAUCAAAAAGAAAUUUAAUUGGUACAGUUAAAUUUGAUGAUAUUUGCUCCAAACCUGAUAUUACUUCACAAGUUAUUACAUUUACAAAAUAUAUUGUACCUGGUACCGAGAGCGAUCCUGAUCUAGGUGAAUUAACUGUAUCGUUAUGUUGUUUACCAAAUGCAAAACGGAUUACGGUAACUAUUGUUAAAGCAAAUUCAUUAAAACCAAUGGAUAUAACUGGUAAAUCUGAUCCAUAUGUUAAAGUUAUUUUAUUAAUAAAUGGAAAAAAAAUUCGAAAGAAAAAAACAUCUGUUUCAUCAAAUACACUUAAUCCAAUAUAUAAUGAAAGUUUAGAAUUUGAUUUAUCAAAUGAAGAACGUGAAAAUGCUGAUCUUAUAUUUAAAGUUAUUGAUUAUGAUCGUGUUGGUUCAAAUGAAUUAAUUGGUUGUAUUGGUAUUGGUUGUCAUUUUGAUGGUAUAAAUCGUGAUCAUUGGUAUCAAAUGAUUGAACAUCCACAUGUACCAAUAACUCAAAGUUAUAGUUUACGUGAAACAAUACCAAUAAUAACAUGUAAAAAUUCAAAAACAAUACAACAAACAAAAUAA
Rotaria sordida is the source of this 1560-nucleotide messenger RNA. NCBI's taxonomy places the organism in Eukaryota, Metazoa, Rotifera, Eurotatoria, Philodinida, Philodinidae. The record is from the annotation of a GenBank genome assembly.